CGUACACUACAAGCUGUGGUGUGUGAAGAUGUGGCGCGUUCACAACCUGCUGUUCUUCCUCUGCAUUCCUCUGAGUCGUGUGACCAGUGCUGCAGGUGUGCUACGUGUGUUUGGAUACGAAGGGAGAGAAGCUAAUGUUUCCUGCCACUAUAGAAGAACACAUCAGUCUAAUAAGAAGUACUUCUGCAAGAACGACUGCAGCAGGGAAAGGGAUAAGAUCACACAAACAAAGGAGGACAAAUACUCCAUAUAUGAUGACAAAGACAAACAACUCUUUACGGUGACCAUCUCUGAGCUGACUUAUAUGGACGCUGGGAAAUACUGGUGUGGGGUGUCCAGAUUUGGACGGGACAUCUACACUGAAGUCAGGCUGGAUGUAGUACCAGACAGCUGCUGUGACAAUGUGACCAAAAUCCAAAGUGACGGAGAAGAUUCGGUGUCCUUCAGUUGUACGUAUGAUUCUGAGCACGAGACCAACCUGAAGUACGUCUGCAGGGGGAAGCAGCCGUCCACAUGUCUGCAGCAGGCACUGAUCACCUCUGACCACCAACAAAGCGGACGGUUCGUUCUAACUGAUGACAAGGAGUCCAGAAAAUUCACAGUAACCAUAAGCAGUCUGACCCAAAAGGAUUCUGGGUUGUACCUUUGUGGCGUCCAUAGAAACACCGGAUUGGAUGUUUUCUCUGCUGUUGAGCUGGAAAUCAAAGAUGCUGCAACCAUUCUGCACAUUGUGGCUUACGUUCUGCCCACAUCUCUGGCUGUACUGCUCAUACUGACAGUAACUUUGGUCACGGUUUACAAAUGUAAAUGUUACAAAGGUUCUGACGUCAGCAUGAAAGCAAAGAACAUCACUGAAGCAGGAGAAGCAAAGUUUUUGGAUCAUAUUUAUGAAAAUCAAGGAUCCGAGGUGUGUGCAAUGUGGGAUUCCUCUGAACAGCACAACAGUCACGUCUAUGAUAAUGAGGAUGGCAGCGAUAUGUACUAUAAGUUUACUGCACCUGAACACAUCUACUGUAAUCAUUAUGAAAUCAAAUAAAACAAAGUCACAACAAAGUGAAUGGAUGCA
This is a messenger RNA of Stegastes partitus (bicolor damselfish), 1066 nucleotides long. RefSeq names its product CMRF35-like molecule 9. Gene Ontology annotation, molecular function: transmembrane signaling receptor activity. Lineage: Eukaryota; Metazoa; Chordata; Actinopteri; Pomacentridae. Bases 29 to 1036 code for a protein of 335 amino acids. The transcript has 6 exons. The record is from RefSeq and is a predicted model, not a curated record. Gene Ontology annotation, cellular component: plasma membrane.